Messenger RNA from Lycium barbarum (goji berry), 1164 nucleotides. RefSeq lists its product as uncharacterized. The transcript is spliced from 3 exons. The coding region runs from base 1 to 1164 and encodes 387 amino acids. The record is from RefSeq and is a predicted model, not a curated record. Lineage: Eukaryota; Viridiplantae; Streptophyta; Magnoliopsida; Solanales; Solanaceae.
AUGAAAAUCCCUAAGAGAUUUCGCAUGCCCGAUAUCUUGAAGUAUAAUGGGACGACGGAGCCAAAUGAACAUGUGUCUGCAUAUACAUAUGCUAUUAAGGGCAAUGAUCUCACCGAUAAUGAAAGGGAAUCAGUGCUACUUAAGAAAUUUGGGAAAACCCUGCCAAAGGGGGCGAUGAUUUGGUAUCACAACUUGCCCGAGCAUUCAAUUGAUUCAUUUUCCAUGCUCGCUGAUGCUUUCAUCAAGGCCCAUGCCGGGGCCAUCAAGGUCGAAACGCGAAAAUCGGACUUGUUCAACGUCAAGCAGCAAGAUGACCAGACCCUCCGAGAAUUUGUGGCUCGAUUUCAAAUGGAGCGCUUUCACUCAAGGGCUCAAUUCGAGAAGCUCGGUUACAUCUAUGAAGCUAAAGCAAAAUCUAAUAGAGUACCCGGUAAAGGGAGUGAUCGAUCGAAGAGAAUGGUAGAUCGGGAUUCCAGAUCGUCAUAUGACAGGUACCAGCCUUACCCAUUCGAUCGAAGGGGAAACAGGCGCAACAUCGAAUCAGGCAAGAAUGAUAGGAGGAAUGAUCGAGGCCAAAGUAGUUGUGGAUUGAUAAAUAGAAAUGCUGUCGAUAGAGCCCCGGGAAACAGAGAAAUUCCAAGGUUAUCAGAGUAUAGUUUUUGCAUCGAUGUAGCAACCAUAGCGGCGGCCGUUAUCCGAAACAAAGAAACAAGACAUCCAAGGCCAAUCCAAUCUGAUCCAGAGAAGCGGGAUAAAAGUCUUAUUUGUAAAUAUCAUCACACUCACGGCCAUCGAACUGAAGAUUGUCAGCAGCUGAGAGAGGAGGUUGGUCGUCUGUUCAAUUUGGGACACCUUCGAGAAUUCCUGAGUGAACGAGGAAAAACCCAUUUCAAGAACCGGGAUUCAAACAAGCAGGAUAGGCAGGAAGAGCCUCAGCAGGUGAUACACAUGAUCAUGGCAGGAAUUGACGUUCCCAUUAAGCCGGUUGUAAAAUUCACCAAAAUCUCCAUAACGAGGGAAAAGCAUAUCCGGCAUGAUGACCUCGAUGGUCCCAUCUCGUUCAAUGACGAAGACAUGGAAGGCAUCGCCCAGCCGCAUAACGACGCACUGGUAGCUCGACCAAUAUCAUCCGAUGGAGAGUUAUCGAACAGCUGGGACUACUAG